AUGAAUACCCCCUAUUUUCCCGUAAUAAUAUGCAAUUUAUCAAAAUUUUUGGCUGUGAUUCUGAUUGACUGGAACCACAGCUAUCUGGAGACCUCGCUCCUGAGACUGUGUCAGAGUUAUCUCCCCCAGUGGAGGAAGAGAAACAUCAGACAGGAUGUGUACAUCUGCUUGUUUGGAAUAGCGCUGACCUUAAUUUAUGGCAACUGUUUGAAAAACUUUGUCAUCAGUUUUGAAAACUGUAGAAUUUUAGGUGCUUCCUUAGCAGUCUUCCUCUCUUUCUGGCUCCAGAGUAAAUCAGACACAGAUUCUGUCUCAGAUAAAUGUGUUGGGACUCCUGUGGUCCCAGUCUCUGAUAAAUCAGUGGGAGGAUCCGCAGUAACACAGAGAGACCAGGAGACUGGUGGCUCCACCUGCUGUGGAGCUGGGGUCCCCCGGUACCUCGCCUCUCUGCCUCCCUCUUCCUCGGAGCCUCAGUCUGCGGUGAACAUAGAGGAGGAGUUGAGUCAUCCCUAUGUGGAGGCCUUCAGGACACAGGUAGAUGAGGAGGAGGUAACUCUGGAGGAGCUGAUCACUGCCAUACAGUACCUCAACACACUCAAGGAAGGAAUAACUGCUCAUAGAAGUGCUCAGAAGUUGAUAGAUGCUGUGGAUCAUAUCCAGAGAAUGGGACAGAUGUCAAGGCUGGAUGACUCUGGAUUCCCCCAGGAUUACACUUAUGAGGAGCUCCACCACAUCGUGGUGGUGGAGAGUGGGUACCCCCUAGAGGACUUUGACAGAGUGGUUGAAAAAUGCUUAGAGAACAGCAGUUACCUCCCAUCUCCAGAGGAGUUUGCAGAAAUCCAUCAUGACAUGAAAGUGCAACUAGAAAAGGAGGUGGCAGAGAAGGACCAAGAGAUUUGUGAGACAAGGAGAGAGAUGGAGGAGACGCUGAGGGUAGUGGAGGAGACCACACAGGAAGUGAGGGAAUCCCGACAGAAGAACCAGUCACUCAGAGAGAGGCUGCAGCAGAACGAGAGGAUCAUCCUACAGAGAGAUCAAGCCUUACAGCAGAGAGAUCAAACCAUACAACAGAAGGACAGAAUGCUACAGCAGGAGAGACAGAGGGUAAGAAUGUUGGAGGAGAGAAAUCAGCCGGUCCCUGAGGGGGAGUGGCAGAAGAGACUGAGGGAGCUGGAGGAGGAGAAUCGUCGACUGUCUGCCCAGUCUGACCGCGCUAAGUGUAAGAUCUGUCAUCAGGAGGAGGUCCAGGUGUCCUUCACCCCCUGUAAUCACCUGAUCUCGUGUCAAGGUUGUGUGGACAGUCUGCCAGAGAGAGUGUGUCCAUUGUGUAGGCAGCCAAUUCAGGGAACAGUCAACAUGUUCUUUGCUUAGAAUAUUUGUAAAUUAUGAAUCUGUGAUUGGGCAGCAGCUACUUUUACUUGUCUUGUUUAUGUAUCGUUUAGGUUUAUUUUUUGUUAACAAAUUUGUUAACCAGUCAUUUGUCUGGAUGCAAAAGCAUAAAGGCAGAAAAUUGUAUGAAAUGGAUUUAUUUGCUGAGAUCUUAAAUUUCUGUGUUUCCUAACAGGAUUAUUAAUAUGAUAUUUUUUUUGUUGUUCAGGAAUAUAUAAA
Saccostrea cuccullata (small rock oyster) is the source of this 1608-nucleotide messenger RNA. RefSeq lists its product as uncharacterized. The coding region runs from base 1 to 1371 and encodes 456 amino acids. The record is from RefSeq and is a predicted model, not a curated record. The transcript has 5 exons. NCBI's taxonomy places the organism in Eukaryota, Metazoa, Mollusca, Bivalvia, Ostreida, Ostreidae. Gene Ontology annotation, molecular function: ubiquitin-protein transferase activity.